AUGCACCAUACUAAGUUGCAUCUAGAUUCGACCGGAGUCGAAUCUGCGACCGUAACACAGGCGCUAGCUGUAAGUCACGAAGUCAGUGCGUAUGACGUCCUUCCCCCGCAGUCACUGUCGCCGCACUCGCAUUCCGUCGACGCGACUGCGAACACGGCCGCUUCCAUACACAUUACGGAUACCGCUAACGAGUGCGCAGGAGGUUUCGCGCGCGCAGCUGAUGUUACACUGCACUCCCCGCCCCCUUUAGAUUCCCAACAUAAUGUCGCACUGACUGUAUCUGCGCGCGAUGACUCAAAUUCGAUCGUAAUGAUGACUCAAAUUCGAUCG
Molecule: messenger RNA, 330 nt
Organism: Iphiclides podalirius (scarce swallowtail)
Lineage: Eukaryota; Metazoa; Arthropoda; Insecta; Lepidoptera; Papilionidae
Source: the annotation of a GenBank genome assembly